AUGAUAGCAACUGCGAACCCUCCCUCGACCUCUGUCACCGACACAAUCCGCGCCGAGCUCAACCUACGUGCGCCGAGCACGCAUACACUGCAAUACCUUCGCGCAAUCCUUUAUCCUGACGCAGCGAAAGUCAAACCUACUACCUGCCAGGCCAAUAAGGCAUCCGCUGCAAAGAGGCCAGUCAAAGCUCAAAAAUCAACAAAUGCAAAAUCUAAGCCUGCUCGGGAUGCUGACCCAGGCUUCCGCAUUCAUGCCAACGUCGACAUCCAGACUUCCAAUUUGUCACCAGCAGACCGGCGCAAGAUCGCCACUGAAGCCUUUAAUUCUACACUUAAAACCCUAGGUGAGGCUGCAAAGGCCGAGAAAGAGGUGGCGAAAUCGCGGUUGAACGGGAUCACGCCCUCAAGGCUUUCCCACAAAAAGGCUCCCCUACAAGAGCGGUCGCCGAACAAGGAGAAGAGAAAAGACUGUGACUACCAGAAUAAAGCAAAACACGAUGUACCAGGAACAAGUUGGGAGGAGGUCGUGGCAUGCUGCCAUUCCGCACUACAGUAUCUCCGUGAACAAGAGGCUAGUAUGACAAACACGGAUAGCGGAAAGUCCUUGGGUACAGAAAAUGCUGCCUUGAUGUUGCUGGACAGAACAAUCACAUUAGGCUUGCCUCAUCAAGCACAGGCCCAGCUCUCUGAGAUUCACCAGAGGUCCUGUGGCGCGUCGGAAAUGGCUUCUGGACCGAGCCUUGGGAGACUGUUCCUGGGCCGGUCAGAUGCAGUGAAGCAAUCCUCGACUUUCAACUUUACCACAUCUAUGCAAAGCCAAGGUCUUCGCCUUGCGAUUCUGAGAGGUGCAGGGUGCAUUGACAUGGAGUUGUUGGACGCUUUGCGAGUGAGUAACGUCGGAAGUCCAGCUUCCAUCACUUUACAAGGGCUUAAGGCGGGUCGACACACCUCCGAGCAGGCAGGUCAGCAACUUCGAACAAUCUCGCUUGCUCUGGCGAAGCUGUAUUCCAGUGCCACGAAGUCACCCAGUGACAAGGUCUCCCUCGACUACAGCUUCGAGCUCUUCUGUAUUGCACUGCAGAUCAAGUUCGAGUCAUGGAAGCACCUGGGACAUAAACCUGAACUGGAGACAGAGAUAUGGAGGCCAUUGCAAGCGGCUGUUAAGAGAAUGUCAGCAGGCAACAAAGAUGUUGCAAAGUCAUCGGCACUUAUUUUCCACUACCUGCAACUGUUUCGAGAGCUACUGAAACUUGCAAACUUAGUCAGCGCCGUGCCACCAGCAAUGAUCGACCUGCUUGCCAAUUUUCCCACGAGCUCUGGAGCGAACGCGGAGGUAUUGAUGUUGCUGGAAGAGCGCGUUGCGACGGCAAAGGAUACGGAUCUGCUGAUUGUGAGGUGUCAGAUCGCAAAUUCAAGGCUAAAGAGCUACUCAGAAGCUCUGGGACCGACACUUGGUGCACUUCAGCACGUGGCUCACGCUUUUGAGGUUGCCUCCAGUCUCUCCGGGACGGAGCUCGAAAGAGUCUUACUUCAUUUCGCCCAGCUUCGUAAGAUGGCCGUCGAAGCGAUGACUGCCAUUGAAGCGAACAACUCAAAAGACCAACCCUCAAGCGAAGUGCAGAUAGCGAUCAUACGUUUGCUGUAUACUUCCUGCCGGUUCAUCAGCCAUCAGAUUCGAUCCAGACUGGAUCAGACUUCCCGCGAACCUGCAGAAUCGAGGAACGUUCCUCUACUGACCACCAUGGUCAAGAACGUGGAAGCUGUCUUGUCCACAGACAGAAACGCCGUGGCCCAUCGACCAGCCCUGAGCACGUGCGCUUACGAUGCCAUGGAACACGCUUCAGAAGCACUUGAGUUCUUACGUACAAUGGUUUCGAGUGGUAUCACGCACAGCUCGUUGACCUCAACCUUGGCCCAGCUUCGCAUACGGCUAUCACGGGCACUUUGGACUAGAUUCCUCCAUGCCGCAGAUCAGAAACAGAGUUUACAGCAGCAGUUGCAAUACUUGCAGCUGUCUCUCACUGGCCUCUCCGAGCUGGAUGUGGAACAUCAAAGAGCAGCCCAAUUCGGGCUAAAGAAUGAAAGAUUGGCAUCGUGCUAUAUGGACUUGGGAGACUAUGCCGCAGCAAUGCAAGCGGUCCGGAAGGCCAUUGAUUUCAGCGUGCGGGAUGGCACACUCAGUGAUGUGGUUGAACUCCUUCUGGCUGGCCCGGUGGAUCGCGCAUGGUCUAACCAAGACAAAAACUGCCGCACGUUAGCCAUGAACCUCAACACACAUGCUAAGAUAUCGUCAGAACAUACCUCAGCGACAGAGGAUGAGGAGCUCUUCUAUGACUGCUUGUCUCUCCCAGCAGUGCAUCGCGUGGUCAUGCUAGAAAGGCAGAUUUAUACGCUGAUGGAAAGGGAUCUAACGGACCAUCAACUCAAGUUCUGCAUCUCACGUGUCAACUUCAUCAUGGAGCUCUUGCACCACAAGGAGUAUCAUGUAUACAGAUUGAGACUUGUCAGUAAUCUCUUGCAGCUUGCUUUGAAAAGACGGCUACCAUCAACCAAAUUUCCCCUUGAUGCUUUGUGCGUUGAGACCGGGCCGUCUGUGGAGAAUCAGCGCACCAAGACCACCAUAUUUCUUCGCUCAUAUGAGCCAGUACUACGGCCAUUGCUUCCUCUACAACGGAUGCUCUUCACUGGAAGUGUCAUCAGUCAGAAUCUCAAAGCACCGCUCCAUCAACUCUAUGACGUUGUUCAACAGUGCAAAACCCUGGACGAUGUCGAUAAAGUGGUUGACAGUGCAGACACCCUAAUGACCACGCUUGAGUCUUGUCUUGAUUACGCGGCCAUCUUGGGAAAUCUCGAGCAGAGGCUGCUGAUCGUGGAUAUCGUGUGUCACCUCAUUCAACUUGGGCACCACGCCCCCAAGCACUCGGAAAUGGCCAUUUUGCUUCAGUCAGCGGAGAUUCGAGACUGUCUUCAGGACUGUUCUUCCGCUGACUCUGCCUUCAAGAAAGCCAAGGCAGCAAUGACAGCAAUGGCAACAGAGAAAUCCGAUCCAUUGUUGGAGGCUGAAUUUGCGUUAUCAUAUGCGGAACACUUCCUCAAUAUCGAAGACAUGUCUCAAUGUCUUGAGUGGCUUCAACGUGCGCAGCAUGCCUGGAAAAGCCGCGACGCGUUAUGCUCUUCCGGUAGAGGUCGCUUGAGAGAACAGACACUACUAUGUCGAGCUGCGAGAGUUGCAUCUCAAGUUGCCUACCACCGCCACCAGCUCUUGGAAGCAACUGUGUAUGGAAGACAGUCUAUCAAGAUCGCGUCAGCCAUCUGGAUGUCAACAGAGAAGUUGUGGGAAGUCGACGAUACUCCUCCAAGAGGUCAUGCGAAUGAUUCUCAACUGCAGGGGCUUGCAGGGGACUUCUGCAAGCUUGACCUGUCAUUCCAGCGUACAAGCCGGCUGACAGCUGAUAUGGCCCGACUCUGGCCGCAGAUCCAGCUAUAUUGCUCUGCUUUCAGGAACGCGGGGUUUCUAGCUGAACACAGCGGUCUGUAUCAGGAUGCUGUCUACUUUUACGAACAGGCUCUCAAAGUCGCCAGGAAGACUUCUCAGUACAAUAUCGGGCGUCUCAUCCAGACUGAGGUGGCUUUGAUACAUGCUCGGGCUGGUCACCUUGAGAAAGCGAGAAGUCAGGAUUCAGUAACACAUGUGCAUGGUGGCAACAUCGCGGUCAUGCAGGCGCUCACGGCUGUCAAUCAAGGCGAACUUCAUUUGCUGCUUGGCGAUUACACCUCGUCUCGCAAAUGCCUGGUCGAAUCGGGCAGGCUUCUUCAGGUCAAGGCCUGUGCUCCUCUUCAGCCCGGCUCCGGUCCAAAGAAUAAAGAGAAGGCUCUGGAAGCUCCUACCAAAGCCAAAGCACCGGUCAGGAAGCCGGCACCCAAAGCAUCGACGCGAGAUGAAGCCGCGCCUAAGAGGCCGGCUCAGAAGGCGAUCCUCAAACCAAACCCUCCUAGGACUUUCAACGAGGUCAACGAGCGCAACUUGCUUCUGGAGAGGAAAUUGAACCUGGCAGAACAUCCACAGGACGAGAUCAGUCGCAGUAUGUCCACGAUGGACAAUGUCAACAGCUUUGUACUCCCUCGAAAGUACGUGGUCGAAGCUCUCGGUCUGGUGGCGAACGCGCUGGGAAUGUUUGCUCAGGAUGCAGACACAAACGUGUUAGCAGAGACGGCGAUGGCCAUACCGGUGCGGUACAGGUCUUCGAGAAAAAGUGGGAGAGUAUCAUUUGUGCAGAUCGGCGUGUCACAACGGCUGAUCGACGACAAAAGGGUACGAGGCAAGCCACGAGACGUCCGAGGACCGCACAACGCAAUCAAGGACGGCAGGGAUGUCAUCAUCCAGGCUUACGAAAUCCUGUCGAAGCUGAAAGAAUUUCCUCAAGCUCGAAUAUCCCUAGACAUGAUUCACACCGCACGUAGGGCAUUGACGCAAAUUAGCCUCCUGUCUACUGGCUUGGGCCAUCCGUUGGUCCCUUCGUCUUUGGAGCUGGUUCUUGACGCCUUGAAUCCCAUGGAUGUUGCACUGAACAGGGAGCGCAUUGUGGUGUUGAGCGAGUCGGCCACAGCAGACAAAGCGCGGAUGCAAAGCUGGCCAGAGUUGGGAGCCACGAGUGUUGCUAAUCUAAUAGCAGACUCGGAGAGUGGUAAGGCUGUCGAUACGAGUCUGCUACCGCCUUCAUGGUCGAUCGUGUCCCUUGGUCUCAACGAAGCGAGGACUGAGCUCCUCGUGUCACGGAUCACCACAGGUACUUCACCGUUUAUGCUCAGGAUCCCGCUCUCGAGACCAGAUAUCUCUGACACGGAGGUUGACGAGCUGGAUUUUAUCAGUGCGAAGACCGAAAUGCUCAGGAUCGUUGCACAGGCUAACGCGAGUGCACAUGACGCAAGAGGUAGUUCAGCGGAUAAGGCUGUGAGAAAAGCAUGGUACGCUGAACGGCAAGCCUUGGAUCAGCAGCUUGCGACACUGUUGGAGAACCUCGAGAAUGUGUGGUUUGGCGGGUUCCGUGGACUGCUUUCAGGUUCCCAAGUCAACGAAAAUGCCCUGUUGAAGUUCGGCCAGAGCUUUUCUCUGACACUCAACCGACACCUCCCUUCGCGGCAAAAGACUUGCAAAGCAUCAGACGCCAAAGUUGAGCUUCACGCUCAUGUUUUGGAGCUUUUUGUGACGCUGGGCGAUCCUCGCGAAGCUGAUCUAGAGGACGCUAUCACAGAUCUUCUUUAUUUUGUGAUCGACAUCCUCCAGUUCAAUGGAGAAAGGAACGCAUACGACGAGAUCGACUUUGACGCCAUGAUGGUCGAAGUACUUGAUGCUUUGUACGCUUACAGCGAUGAGACGGCCAAAGCACAAGGUGACAAAACAAGCUCGCAUAUGAUAUUGCUGCUCGAUAAAGAAUUGCAAGUCUUUCCUUGGGAGUCCAUGGCGUGUUUGCGAGGCCAUGCAACGUCGAGAAUGCCUUCGUUGGGGGCUAUUUGGGACCGUCUCAACGCACUUCGGAUACAGGAAAAGAAUGCCGCCGGUUACUGUAUUCCAAGUUCGGACGGCGCAUACAUCCUCAAUCCGUCGUCGGAUCUCAUAUCGACACAAGACACUUUUGGUCAAGUCCUGGAGGGUCAACUCACGGGAUUCGAGAGUAUUGUCAAUCGGCCCCCAAGGGAGACCGAGUUUGAGAAGAUCCUACGAGACAAGUCACUCGUGCUUUAUUUCGGUCAUGGCGGAGGAGCCCAAUAUAUCCGUGGUCGUACGAUCCGCAAGUUGGACAAGUGCGCGGUGACGAUGCUGAUGGGCUGCAGCAAUGCCAAGAUGACCGAGUGUGGAGUAUAUGAGCCAUAUGGGAUGCCUUGGAACUAUAUCAAUGGAGGCAGCCCGGCCGUCGUGGGAACUCUAUGGGAUGUCACGGAUCGAGAUAUUGAUCGAUUCGCCAUGGAAAUGAUGGUUGACUGGGGCCUCAUUGAGGAAGAUGGUGCUCCUCAGGUCAAGCCAAAAUCAGGCAAAAAGAAAGCAGAUAUACCGAGUGAUGCACGAAGGAAGCAUUGUGCCACACAGCAGCGUGGAAUGGUGUCUUUGGAUCAGGCGGUCGCACAUGCUCGGGAUGCCUGCUUGUUGAGGUAUUUGAAUGGAGCUGCUCCUGUUAUGUAUGGGAUUCCGGUAUUCUUGGAAUGA
This is a messenger RNA of Exophiala viscosa, 6201 nucleotides long. Its product is annotated as separase. Gene Ontology annotation, biological process: meiotic chromosome separation; proteolysis. The coding region runs from base 1 to 6201 and encodes 2066 amino acids. The record is from RefSeq and is a predicted model, not a curated record. The transcript has a single exon. Gene Ontology annotation, molecular function: cysteine-type endopeptidase activity; protein binding. Gene Ontology annotation, cellular component: cytoplasm; nucleus; mitotic spindle pole body. Lineage: Eukaryota; Fungi; Ascomycota; Eurotiomycetes; Chaetothyriales; Herpotrichiellaceae.